UAUGUUGGUUGAAGUAGGAGGAACUGUGGGUGACUUUGAAUCCACUUGUUAUUAUGAGGCUGUUAGAUAAAUGAUAAACGAGGAGGGAAAGGAUAAUGUUGGUUUGGUAAUAUAUUAAUAUAUUCUAGAUUAUGCUUACUUAUAUUUUAACAUUAAAUAGUGAAUAAAAAACAAAACCUGCAUAAAAUGGAAUCAAGGAUCUAAGAUACACAGGAUUGAUAGCUGAUUUUAUAAUAUGUAGAUCUGAAAUUGAAUUGUAAAUUCCACAAAGAGACAAGUUGGCUAUGUUUGGAAAUAUCUCCAAAGACUCAAUAUUCUCUGUACCAAUUCUCAAGACAUUUUUGAUGUUCCAGAAGUAUUAUAAAAAUAAAACUGGCUGAACACAUAUUAGACAAAUUUAAGCUUCUACUUAAAAAGUUCCUAAUAUUUAAUAAUACACAAAGUUUGGAUAAUACUUGAAAGAAUUAGAGUAAUAAAAGCCAGUUAUUGUAGAAAUUAUGGGAAAAUAUAUCAAAAAUUUGGCAUUGAAUUUAUCAAUCUAUAUAGGAUGCCUAUAUAUCGUUGACAAAAGCAUUGAAAGAGGCAAGUUAUGCUAUUAAAGUAAAUUUACAAUAAAAAUAUAUUGAUCUUAUUGAAUUCCAAAAUCAACCAGACGCAGAAGAAUAACUUUAAAAAAAGAAUGCUAUCAAUUUGAUGCUAUCCUAUUGCCUGGGGGAUUCGGAUCUAAUGGGUUUAAUCUGAAAAUCAAGUGCUGUUAAUAUGCCAGAGAAAAAAAGAAACCAUUUCUAGGAAUCUGCUAUGGAUUCUAAGCAGCUGUUAUUGAAUAUGCUAAAAACAUAUUAGGAGUUAAGGAUGCUACUUCAGAGGAGUGAA
Messenger RNA from Paramecium octaurelia, 873 nucleotides. The record is from the annotation of a GenBank genome assembly. Lineage: Eukaryota; Ciliophora; Oligohymenophorea; Peniculida; Parameciidae.